AGCCUAUGCUAUUUAAUACUCGGACUUCAGAAUCUGAUCAUUCACCGUGCAACGCAGAGAGCAGAGCCAGCAUCACCGGGAGACAUCAUCUACGGAACCGUGACAAGACUCGUCCCUAGCGGGCUGAACAUGCAUCUUGUGGUAUUUUGAUCCAUGCCGAAAUUUGUUUGACUUCAGUGCGAGUGCAGAGUUUAGAAUGAACAGAAAGAAUGAAUGUUCCGACCAUUGAUGUUUAGUUCAUACAAAUAGUAGGUCUACAGCCUAUGCUACCUAUGGGCCCAAGAAUAAUUUCUAUAAUACUUUUUGUCAAAAACAUUAAUUACAAAUCAAUAUAGAAUCAAUAUCUUUGUCAUUUGUUUUGUUCUUAGUCUUACAUGAGGACAAAAAUUAUCUCUAACGUUGAGGAUAAUAUUUUCUUCCGACUCGUUUGAUUUUAAGAGUAUACUUUCUUGGUCUAUUCCCACACAAAGUUCAAAUCAAUGUCUCUAAUUCUGAAACCCAAAAUGGAUCCAAAUUCGAACCAGAAACCAGAUCUGCCUGCACUCCCGAAGAGCUUGAGUGGGCUUCUGAAUGCCAACAGUGGAACUAGCCGAGAAAUGGGUAGAAUUUUAGCCCACCAAACGAACAUACAGGACAGUCUGGCAGCUGGAUUUUCUCCGAGCCAUGUCCAUAAGAGCGGAGGACGGAAAAAGAGGAAGCGCAUUGAAAUACCAAGAGGAAAUCUAGAUGCUGCAUUGGCCUUGCUUAGAAAAGAAAUGGUUGGUCUUCGUCAGCUGGAUGUAUCUCUCUUGAGUGAGCUAUGGUCUUUAAAUGAAUCCAUCCAAGAUUAUAAGUCAGACAUGGAGAAGGUGGUUGAUAGCUCUUCGGAUCUGGACCCUGAUGACUCUCAGCUCAGCCAACUAUCGGCUCUAGAUGAAGAACAAAUGGAGGAUUAACUGUGGACCUAGUCCCACUAUUAGCAUAGACCAAGAACCAAGAUGAAAGCUAACUAGUUGUGCUUGAUGAACAACCCAUGGAAAAACAAUUUAUACCCUUGGAUAUACACAUGUGGUCUGUCUGUAACCAAUUUCAAAGGUUACAAAGAGAUGAGAGAUGAAUGUGUUUUGGUCAAGUGUUUUUACUAUUGAUAUUCAUGUCAGCACCAAAUGAUGGAAGUCGGAACCAAGAUAGUUUGCACCAAAGGAUGGAAACCAUACAAAAAGUAUCCUUUUCAAGAGAACAGAAGAGGGUCUCCAUGAAUCACUUUAACAACAUUUUAUUAUUUUUGUAAUAUGUUGAUGAUUCUUACCUGAUUGCUAGCAAUUAGGGGACCUACAGCUUGAGGUCCUCUCUGAGGGACCUACAGUGUAUGGUGAAUCUUACAUCACUAUUAAAUUUUGCAUAUGUUGGGGUCGUGUGUACUUUGAAUUGAUAGUGAUUUAUUAUGAAGUAGAACAGUUGUAUGGACCUAAUCAAGGCCUUGAGUCCUGGUAGACCUAGUCUUAAAGCCUAGUCCUAGGCCAAGAUACUUUCCAGCAUGAGCAAACUAUAUGACCUUUUGAUGAAGAAAAAUAGUGUGAAAGAAUCAGUGUGUUCAGUUUUUCUUAUUGGAUGUCCAGAAAAAUUACCUUUCACUAUUUGAGCAAUGUUCAAAAUUUUGUGAAAGUGUCAUAACUACAAUGAUAGCUACUGUUUUGCAAUUUGUUUUGAAGUGGGAAAAUUAAAAUAUGGUAUGGUUGAAUACUGAAUUUUUGAAGAAAUACUCAUUGACAGUAAGAAUAAGACUCAUGCAGACUGCUGCAAGUCAAAGGGAUUUGCUUAAAAUUUGCUUUUAUGCCUCAAGUGACACGUGAAUGAAUUUUGCAUGCCUGAUGAAUAAAAAUCAUUUGUUGAAUAUAAGGAGAAAUGUCAAUGUUGCACGCAUUUCAGAUAAAGCUUUUUGCUGUACAGUGUAUUUAAGAAUCAUUUAAUGAUUUUGCAAUUGCAUGAAGUAAAGAGUAAAGAUUAUUUAUGUCCAUGGCAGCCUAGUUUCACUAAAUAAAGUACUGAUUUUACGAAACUUUGGUUGUGUGAUGGAAAAGAUAGUUAAAGUAAUUCCACCUUGAGAUACGAGCCCACAACAGGUGCAUAUUUAUUUCAAUCACUGGUUGAAUUAAAUUUAAGAUAAAAAAUAUACUUUUUGGUCUGAACCAAUAUUGAGUAAAGAGGGAACUUGUACAUGUCAGAUGGGUUGAACAACACAAAAGUCUGUGUAAAGCUUACACAAUAUUUCCUUAAAAUUUACAGAGGAUAAUGUAGUGUUAUACAACAAACAUCAAGUUCUGUUGUAAUCCAACAUUAGGUUUACUGAACCUUUGAAAAGUGUGGGUUCUUUCUAACUGCAUUGUAAAAUUUGUUGUUUCUUGAUAUGGUUCUUAAUUAAUUUCUUAUUCAAUGUUUUUGUUCAACCUAAGAUUUAGGUUGAAAGGAUGAACAAAAGCUACAAGUUGUGAAUUAAUGGCAGUUAGUAAAAUCAUUUCCAUCAUUACCCAAAAUCUGAUUUUCUUUCUAUCCUUUGGCAAUUUAAGUAGAAUACAACUUGCUUGUUUCAUAUUAUCAAAGAUGGUCCCUCUCUCACCUUUUAUUCUCAGUGUGUGAAUAUGGAAUGUACAUUGUACUUUGUAGCUUCUUUCAUGUAUGAAAGGAUAAGUUGAAUAUAAAAAGGAAAGUUAUCAACUCAUUUGUACUCCUAGACACUUUACUCUUGUAGAUGUGUAAAAUAUGUUCUGUUCUUGUUUCUUGCCAGUGUACAUGAAUGUAAUCAGGUUGUGCAAGAAAAUAAGAUUAAUCAUUCAUUUGUUAUGUAAGAAUCAUUGGUAAACCUUGCUUGUAAAGCUAAAACUGUUGUGCCUUGCCAAGUGAUGGUAUUUUGUGGAAACAAACUGUUUAGCAUAUCAUAAGGAAUAUGAUUAAGAAAAAAGAUGUGUACAGAAGCAAAAAUAUUAAAAAUGUGAAUAUAAAAAAUAGAAUGCUCAUUAAAGAAUAUCCAUUCUCAGGAAUUCAAGUGUGCAUUCUAUUGGCUAAUAAUUUUUAGUUUUUCUGUAUCUUUUUAAAAAGUACUUACAAAAGUCAUCAACAGUAUUAUACAUUUGAUAAUCACUUGCCAUGGGGUGUUGUUUACGUGUAACACUGUUUUGUAACAAGUUUAUUGUUUGUUUACUUUCCUAUGUGUGGUUCAUUGUUUUGGUUUGAAAAUCUAUUUUUUUGUAUCGUUUGAUUUCUAUAGUUCAGCCAUGCCAUUUCUUUGAGCAAUCUUUUACUAUGGAACAAUUUGUUAAAUAAUGAUUUGUACAUUGGAAUGUGCCAACAUAAAAAUACUGUCCAGAUAUGCCAUUUGUUUGUCCAACUCAUUAAUAAGAUGAAGCUUCUUGCCAAGUAUUGUGUAGUUUGGUAUUAUCAAUCAGAUUGCAAUAGGUGAGGUCAGUAAAUUUAAUUUCAGGAUUAAUAGGGAAGUUGGCAUCAGGAAGGAGAUAUGUAGAAAAACAGGAAAUGUGUCAUGUAAAUUGUGCAACGUUGCUCAUAUUUUGGCUGAAAAACAUGAAGGUACAGGGUAUUAUCUACAGUGACCAGGUGCCUUUUACACAAAGAUUUUAAUAGAUGUUGAUCUUACAGUUACAUUUGAUUUGUUUCUUGAUUGUGUUUAAUGAUCAGUGUCAUGGAGAUAAGUCUUGUAAAGACAAAUAAACCACCAAUGUAUUGGUAAUGGAUGUCAGAGCUCCUGAAUGCACAAUAUUGAAUUUAUUUUGCUACGUCUUUCAGAAAAAAGUUUUGACUCCACAGGAUUUUUGCAAGCAACCUGUGACAUGCAAAUUGACUCACCGGGUGAAAAAAAAGAUUUGUCAUUUGUUGCAUGUGUCUGUCCGCAAAACUGUGUCUACAUGUAUGGUAUGCAUGACAGCCAUUCAUAAAAACAUGUUGGUUUAUAAACUACAUGUAUAGAUUCAAUCAGCCUGGUUUAACAAGUAGUAUGGAAUUGGUACAAAUUGCAUUUUCUGAACAUAGUGAAAUUCUUGUCCUUGCCUUGAUGGUCAAGAAAACUUUUCAUUGUUAUUUCUGUACAAGGAACUUUUAAAGAUCAUACUAACUUGAAAAUUUAAAGUGAAAAGCACAUGCAGGUAACUGCAUUACCAUACUGCCAUCAUUUUUUAAAUUUUCACUGUUUUUCAGUUUAAAAUUUAAACUGAAAAACAGUGAAAAUUAUAUCUUCAACUUUUAAACAGUUUUCUUUUGGCAAAACAUUUUUGUUAUGUUACUAUUAACCUUAUUAGAUUUUUUUACCCAAAAUUGCAUUAAUAUUUGGAAAGAAUAAUUUUCAUGAAUAACAAAUCAUAUUUGUCUGUGACAAAAGUGGAAUUGACAUGUGCCUUUCUACAUGAAUUUUGAAAUUAUUUGUUACUUGGCUAUGUGUAUGAGUUCUUUUGUUGCGCCAAACUGAUUCACGAUUAAAGUUUAAGGCAAUAAGAAAUGCCUGACUAUUUUGCCGUCUCUCUCUCUUCUCUUAAUGGUAGUUUUAUCAACUUACAUGGUCUGGAACUCUUCCUCCUUCACACCCCCCCCCCCUAUUCAUCUGACCUUCUGCAACAAAAAAGGGAAUUUCAUGUUUUCUCACUGAGAAAGAGCACCUUCCUAGCAUCAAUUUGAAUGUUUGCAUUGAACGUAUAUACACAUAAUCAUUAGCCAAAAUACAUAUGAUAUAAUUUCAGUGUUGAUGAAUACCAUUCUUUACACCACACAUAUUGAUAAGGCCUUUUGGGGUUUUUGCUUUUGGCCAUCAAAAAGCAGUAUUUCCCAAACUGUUUAUUCAAGAAAAGUGCAAGUGCCAUUUUUGUUACUGUGACUUUUAACACAUAAUUCAUAAAAUACAUGUACAUGUAGCUUGGGAUCUGUUGUUUCAUGAGCAUGGUUAACACAUCAGAUGCUUGUCUCGGUCAUGUGGCUCAAUUACAUCCUGUCUGCAUACCAUUUGAGGUACAUGUAUGGGUUGCCAGUCAGUCGGGCUUCAGGGGUCAUUAACUUGACAGUAUUAUGCAUGCCCGUACAUGGAAGACUUGUGAAAUUGGCUUGUUAUAUCAAAAUAACUUUUUAUAUCAAAACAUCUUUAUGUAGUGUUAGUAUGAAUAAGGAGUUUAAUGUGAAGUCACCAAUAGUUUGUAGCACAUAUUUGCUGCCUCAUUGACCGGUUUGAAUAUUUGUUAGCACUCGUCUAGUGUGUCAUUGAAGCAAUGAGUCAUUACUUUGUAUCACAAUUGUGUAAUGUAAAGUCAUCCCGACAUUCUUCAAAAUCAAGACAAAAUGUUGCAAUAUUAGAUUGGUAUUAAAGAAGGAAUAUUUGCUUAUUUUUUGCGACAUCUUGUACAAUGAAAUGUGUAAUAUGUACAUAGAUGUUUUGUAGCUGUGUAAGUUAUUUGCAAUACAAUCAAUUGAAUAAGAAGGAACUCCCUGAUGUUGAAAGUUACAUUGUACCAUUCAAAGUUGAUUGACUCAAAUGACAACCAUCAAUACAAUUACCACCAUCUUCCUCAUCAUCAUCAAUCAAUCAUCAUCACCACCACCAUCAUCAUCAUCACCAUCAUCGUCAUCAUCAUCAUCACCACCAUCAUCAUCCCCACCAUCAUCACAAUUACCACCAUCUUUCCUCCUCAUCAUCAAUCAAUCAUCACCAGCACCACCAUAUACCACCUUUACCAUCAUUCUUAUCAUCUCUUUGUGUUAUCAGAAAUAUAUCUUGAAAAGGCAAACUUAAGUUUGAAAUAUGACACAUCUGAUUUAAAAUCCAUUUUGUCUAUAUUUGAUAAUCUCUGAUGAAUUUCAGAAUGUGAUAACUCAGUAAUGUAUUGUUUGAUCUGCAUUUAUUAAUGCCCCAGUACUUUAAUUUUAUUCUUCAUAUUUAUUGAACAAAACUAUCAGCACAUAGCAGUUUACAUGUAUUACAUAAUUGUUAAUUGAUAGUCUUUUGACAUUACCUUGCAAAUUGAUAGGAAUAAGUGUUUGAUUACUUGUGUACAUUCAUUUAAUGAAAGCCUAGAGUGACAUAGUUCCCAUUUCAUGAAAUCCCUGCUAGUCUGAGUGUAAAGAGAAACAUGUUAACACAUUUCUCUGUAAGAUGUUAUGACUUGGAAGUCUUGAAAACAAUUUUGUGAAACUGCCCCUGGUUCAGUUGAUGCUCUAGAUGUGAGUAGUAGUUUAGAUUGCAGUACUAAUACUUCACAACUCUGCCUUAUUGUGUUCAUACAAGGUUGGUAUUAAUGGAAACCAAAUACAAAUUCUUUGGAAG
Messenger RNA from Lytechinus variegatus (green sea urchin), 6292 nucleotides. Its product is annotated as leucine repeat adapter protein 25-like. The record is from RefSeq and is a predicted model, not a curated record. Lineage: Eukaryota; Metazoa; Echinodermata; Echinoidea; Temnopleuroida; Toxopneustidae. Bases 480 to 935 code for a protein of 151 amino acids. The transcript has 2 exons.